Xylaria bambusicola is the source of this 1220-nucleotide messenger RNA. RefSeq lists its product as uncharacterized. Lineage: Eukaryota; Fungi; Ascomycota; Sordariomycetes; Xylariales; Xylariaceae. The transcript has 2 exons. The coding region runs from base 595 to 945 and encodes 116 amino acids. The record is from RefSeq and is a predicted model, not a curated record.
AGGAUGGGGCAUCCUAAGCAGUAGAAAGUCUUGUUGUGGUGAUGUAGUUAUCUGCUACCUCUGGUCAAAGGCCCAAGGAACAUAUGUCGAGUACUGCUUGAGACUCAACCGUAGCCCUGUCACUCCUAACCUCACCCAAGGCUUUAUCGGGUUACACAAUUACUGUCUCGUUUUACAUCGUGGAUCCCUGUUCCCGUAAUGCAUAUGAUAGAUUGUCUCCGCCCAUCCCUUAAUCCCACACAUCUGCACUUUGUACGCUCGCAUCAUGCUGCCAGAGAGCAGAAGGAGCGAAGUGUUCCCAUGAAAAUACAUGCUCGUACACUCGAGACUAGUUUUCUAACGAAAGAGAAAUUGAUGAAAAGAGAACAUAACUCAAGGUACGUGAACCACGCAUUUGUCCGACGGGUUAGAGAGUGGAGCUUUGUUGAUGCCCAACUCAUACUGCGUCGAGCAUGAACUUCCCACGUAAUGCACAGAUAGUUCAUUGGUCGGUUGGACUCAUCCUAUGUGUUUGUUUAUCCUGCUGCCUUGUCUUGCGUCUUGCCUACUGGCUGGCUGAUCAGAUCAUUUGGGAGACGUGCAGCAUUGUUUGUUAUGCAUGGGAAUGUGGGUAGGGAAAUAGGUAUAUAUAUGAAAGAACGCUUCGCUGGUUCCGUGGAGCGCUCAACCUCCUUUCUUGCGGUCCUUCUCAUCUGGUUAUCCUACUCUUCAUUCAUACAUGUAUUGUACACUCCGAUCCCGUCUAUCGUAAUCCGCGCUCUGGCUUUCAUACUCAUCAUCGUGUGUCUUCUUCCAAGCCUAGUCGUUCAUAAUGCCGAAGUGGCCCUCUUUGGUUCCCCUUGGCCGUCGCCUGCCAUUGUUUUCUUCACCAGCUGGUUGAGAUACGUCUCCAUCGAGCAUAAUUUGUCCGCCGCAGCUAUGUUCGAUUUGAUAUCUCCGCCUUGAGCGACCAGCCUUUCGGUCGCCGUGGAAGGGCCUCGGGCGAGAUAAUCUCUUAGCAUCACGGGUCCUAACUUCUUCGAAGCAGAGGUCUGUGCCAUGUCGACUUUGUCUGACAUUGUUUCAGUAGCCCGGAUCGUAUGAUGACUUCUAGUUGAGAUUGCUUCGUUGUUUUUCGAGUGUUGCUGUUCUCUCUCAGAUUCACGCUCUUCAACUAUCAGAAUCCCAAACACACACACACACACACACACACACAUAUAUAUAUAUAUUCAUAUCCAUGU